CGAUCGCCACCGCUCGAGAAGCCGACGAGCCUGCGGACCUCCCAGAGCCCACACAUGGGCCACCGCCAGAGCUUCGCGGAGAACCUGCGGGGCAAUCCGUCCUCGCCGCGAGCUCGCAGACAGCCGUCUUUCUCUCAGAAUGCUCUGCAAGACCUUUUGAACAACCCGCCAACCAAGGCUGCAGCUCCAGAGUUUGUGGGGAGGGACUGGAGGUCUAUCCAGGUGGGCGAGGUUGUGGAUCACAAGCAGGUGCGCUUCGUGCAGUACGACACCAGCGUAGAAGAGACGACCAAUGCACUUAUCACCGCUGGUCCCCCUAAUGUGGUCCUCAUCCGCGACUCUCCUGAGUCACACACCGCCGUCGGAACUUUCGACUACAAUGAUCUGAAUGCCUACCUCCUACUCGUCGUAGGGCUCGCGAAACCCAGCGAGGAAGAUGCAGAGUCUGUGGACAAAGUUCUGACAAAAGCAAGAGAAGGGAAGCCCAUCGCUCUCCGAGAGGUCAAAGAUCUAGGGAAGAAAGAGCCGUUGAUUGUACUACCGCAUACCGCCGACCUCAAGAAAUCAAUGGAGCUCUUUGGUAGCGGGAUCCAUCGGAUCCUGGUCGUGAAAGAGGGCACAACGGAAGUCAUUGGCAUUUUGUCACAGCUCAGAUUGGUCAAUUUCUUCUGGGAGAACAGGAAAAGCUUCCCAGCUAUUGAUCAGCUGUACCCGAUGUACAUCAAGGACUUGAACUUAGGCUCGCACACGGUGUUCGCAAUCAACGGAGACAAGCCUCUCACGGACGCCCUGGAACUCAUGAACAACGAGGGCAUCACCUCUCUUCCAGUUCUCGACGCCCAGAAUAAUGUCAUUGGCAACAUAUCUCAUGUGGAUGUCAGACUUCUCACGAAAUCAACCUCAAUCCACCUCCUCAGCUCCUCUUGUAUCCACUUCAUCUCCGUCAUCCUCUCCGAGCGCGGCAUGAACGACGGCAAAGACUCGUUCCCAGUCUUCCACAUAAACACAAUGUCGACGCUAGCUCACACAGUCGCCAAGCUCGUUGCAACGCGCUCACACCGCAUGUGGAUUGUCGAUCAACCCUCUCCGGCCUCCUCAGGCCCCCCAACUCCUGCCGCUACCCCGGCCGUCCUCGUUCCCCCAUCUCCCAUCACGCCCCUUCCAUCCGCCGCAAGCAGCUACCAACCCUUCCCUUCGCCAACCUACCCACCCGCUCAACCUGCCCCCGCCAUCUCUGCCUCUGCUAUUACAGGCGCCAGCAUGUCCGGUCGUCUGUGCGGCGUCGUCAGCUUAACGGAUGUCCUGAACCUGUUCGCAAAGGCCAGCGGAUUGAAGCCGCACGACCCCGACGAGACGCGAAGAGCACGCCGGCGCAGCUCGAGUAGCAGCAUGCGGAAGAGCAUAGAUAGCUCACGGAGCGGAAGCGUGGAUGUCAUAGGGAGGCGGGGGAGCGCGAGCGGGGGGGUCUCUGGACCUGGGAUUAUCAGGGGGAGGGGA
This is a messenger RNA of Mytilinidion resinicola, 1497 nucleotides long. RefSeq lists its product as uncharacterized. The record is from RefSeq and is a predicted model, not a curated record. Lineage: Eukaryota; Fungi; Ascomycota; Dothideomycetes; Mytilinidiales; Mytilinidiaceae. The transcript has 5 exons. Gene Ontology annotation, molecular function: protein serine/threonine phosphatase inhibitor activity. Gene Ontology annotation, biological process: cellular response to glucose starvation; regulation of mitotic metaphase/anaphase transition. The annotation marks the transcript as partial.